Nerophis lumbriciformis (worm pipefish) is the source of this 3939-nucleotide messenger RNA. It is a transcript of the gene lmo7b, whose product is annotated as LIM domain 7b. Gene Ontology annotation, biological process: regulation of signaling; regulation of cell adhesion; actomyosin structure organization. Lineage: Eukaryota; Metazoa; Chordata; Actinopteri; Syngnathiformes; Syngnathidae. Gene Ontology annotation, molecular function: actin binding. The record is from RefSeq and is a predicted model, not a curated record.
AUCCUCGUUCCUCAAUGUGCGAGUGCUUAAAGUGGGCGGAGACUUGGCAAAGUUGGCGGUGACGUCAUUGAGAAGGUUCCGAACACUUCCGUGACAAGUGGACGCCAAUUAGUAGGAAAACCGCCUUGUUUGUGAGCAGGAACAUUUGGAUGCGGCUUACACAUCAUUUCACAUCACAUUGCUCGAUCCCAAAAAGCAAAUGGAGUGGCGCCAACAAAGCACUUUCAGCUGUGCAGAUGCCUUCAAUGAAGCUCGGCGCUGGAUAGAGGAGGUGACUGGGAAACCUUUUGGCAGCAGCGAUUUCCGUGCCGCGCUGGAGAACGGGGUCCUGCUUUGCGACCUGAUCAACCAGUUAAAACCUGGCAUCAUUAAGAAGCUCAAUCGACUUUCUACUCCCAUUGCUGGCCUGGAUAACGUCAACGCGUUUCUUAAAGCUUGUGAGAAGUUGGGACUGAACGAGUCGCAGCUUUUCCACCCAGGAGACCUGCAGGACCUGUCAACUCGAGCAACACUUAGGAGAAAUGACAGCACUCGAAGACUCAAAAAUGUUCUGAUCACAGUCUACUGGUUGGGUCGUAAGUCCCACCUAGAUGAGUUCUACAGCGGUCCUCAGCUCAACUUCAAGGCCUUUGAAGGACUGUUAGGAUUGGCUCUGUCCAAGGCCCUAGAUGAGGGCGCUAAUGUUUUUGUGAAAGAUGGCGUCUCCAGAGAGUGCUGUCAUCCAGGCAGGAGGCCAACCUAUAAGCAGGAGAGUUCAGUGGACAGCGUCGACUCUGCGGAAUCCCCAGGACUCCGUGCAAACAGUGAAGGCUGCGGGAGCGAUGCAGAGGCUGAGCAGGUAUUUAGGAUGGAGACCACACAGCAGUCGACCAAAGGCCAUAUCCCACCUCCAGUCCUGCGGAGGAAACGAAGAGAGGAAAGUGGGAAAGUCUGCUCGACUUCAUUUAUCAGGAGCAAAUCAUUGAGUGAUAUCCCGAUGGUGUAUCCGACACGUAAAGUUUCAGAAGGCAACAACGUUGUGGACGAGCGUCAGGACUUUGGCACAGCCGAAUGGACUCAAGACAAGGAAUCGAAGAGCCACAUUGCUGCCAGAGAGAGUGAGGCUCACUGGCAAGAUGACUUGACAAAGUGGAAGAACCGUCGCAGGAGCACAAAGUCCGAUCUCCGCAGGAAGUCGCUUGACCGAGAACACGUCAUAAACAAGAUGACCAAUGGGGCUGUGAAAGACCACGGCGAGAAGGGAAACCACGGGCAGCUGCAAAGGGACCAGCUGUCAGCACAGAGGCACAGCCCUGCCCCGCGCUCUCACUCCGGUUCUCCUCCAUCAAAGUGCUCAAGCUCUUUUUUUCCGCCGCAUACUCGCGCUCCGCUGGCUCGCAGCUACGCCACCGAGGUGCCUCUUAGCACCAACUCUUCUCAUAGCCACCAGAACUUUUCCCCCACACAGGCAUCCUCGGUUGGCACCAUGCCCGACUCUGAUGGAAACAUCUUGGGGGAAGACACCCAUUUUUCAUCUGUGCCAUUAAAUGGAACAACAGUACCCACUCCCACUCAAGACCAGCCUUUUAGCUCCCAAACCCAGAACCAAGCCAACAAAACCCCCGCUUCCUUCCAACAUACAACAGACAUGACGGUUACAGCCCCAAUGUCUUCUUUAAUCACAACGCUUCCAAACCAGAUGGACUCGGCUCCAGCCCUUGAUUUAUCGGGCUCUUUCGGAGACGUCUUUGACCAGAAGUGUAACAGGUCUGAAAAAGAGAGCCAUGAUAUCCAUUCGGGAACCACAGAAGAUGAAAGUACAUGCCAUCCAGCUGUGGGGAGCAGGAAGUAUUUGUCAAGAGCUGCUUCUUGGUCGUGCUCGGCCAGUCUUCCACGCGGUUUCAGGCGAUCUGAGGGAUCGCGUCGCCUCUCGUAUGUCAUCACUCCCAGACCCUUUGGGAUCAACCAGUCCAGGAUGUCCAUGUUGCCAAGACUAUCUGAUGAGAUCAGUCCACUGGACAGUCAGAGUCCAGUCUUGACUCGUGAAAGCGAGGCAUGUGUUCCCCUCGCCGCCAGCUCUUUGCUUAAAAGACAGACCGCCACUGCUUGUCUAAAAACUUGGCAGCAGAAUCUGAUGCAGGCAGCCAACCAUGUCGAGAAGACCGCUUUAGCCAAGGAGGAGUGGGAUAGUCUCCCUGACCAGACUAAUGGUGUUCAGCAUCAGUCCCAGAUAUAUUUGAACAUGCAGCCCCAACGCAGCCAGGCCACAGCUCUUCCUUGCCAUGCCAGAGUCAACAUGCUAAAGGUGGACUGUGGUCACUUGAGAGUAAGUCUCGCUCUGAACUCCGACAGUCGACAAGACUUGGGUUUCCAGCCUCGUUGGGAUGCUACUGGAGCAAGAAUAAAAUACAUUCAGCCAGGCGGCCCGGCGGAGCUCUGCCAGCUGCGUGUAGACGAUGAGAUCCUGACUGUUGAUGGAGUUGCAGCAGCACACAUGGGCUCCAGUCUGUGGGAGGAAAAGAUGGCAUCUGCCUUGCAGACCGGCGCUCUCACCAUGGAUGUUUGUCGCUGUGUAAAUAAGGGUAAGCAACUGGGUGGAAUGAAGACGUGUUUGUUCCUUUUAAAGCAGUGUUUUUCAACCUUUUUUGAGCCAAGGCACAUUUUUUGCGUUGACAAAAUGCGGAGGCACACCACCAGCAGAAAUCAUAAAUUAUUUGGUUCUGCAAAGCGAUUGUUGCAGCUGCUGUCAGGUUGGCUGGUCUCAGACCAUACGGGAGGUGAAGAUGCUGUUUGGGAAGGUCCAUGGGCUGGAGGUCCAGAAUCUGCAAUCUCUGAUCUCCAGGUGCCGGCCAUCAGCCCCUCCUCAUCCGGCAGGUCGUGGGACCGUGACGACCACCGCAGGCGGCAGGAGAAGUGGCAGGAAGAGCAGGAGCGCCUCCUACAGGAGCAGUAUGAGCGAGAUCAGCGGAGGCUGGAUGCUGAGUGGCAGCAGGCUCGACGUGCUGCGUUGGAAGGGGAGAAUAACUUUGAGAUGAUCAAAGAUGCCGAGACCCCUAUCAGGAGGAUCCAUGUGAAGAGUUUGACCAACACGGGAGAGACGAGUCCUGGCGAGCUCGAGCUAAACGCUCACAGUCGCACGCACAAAGAUCCGAAUGAAAAGAUGGAUGGAGACUGGGCGGACGGCUCCUCGGGCUUUGCUCACCUUUCCCCCGCACACAGGACAAAGUCCUUGUCUACUCCAACAUUAGCUGGUGCACAAAAACAGCAAAGAGGUGAUCCAGGAAAAAGGAAAGGGGAGCCCGCUUCCAAAGCCGCACACGAGCGGCAGCAGAUCUUGGAGGAGAUGAAGAAGAGGACUCAGCUUCUGACCGACAACAGUUGGAUACGUCAGCGCAGCAGCAGUUUUUACAAGGAGCCCAUUUACAUCGGGGUGCCUCUCAAGAGGCAUGACUCUGUGGACGUCCUUGAAACAUCCCACUCCUCCUCCAUGGCGGGUCACGCUCGGCCACACUCGGCUGCUGCCAGUUAUUGUGGUCCCAUGAAGAACUCCCACGCCAGUACCGGAUCCGUGUCGUCCCACGGAACUACACCCACGGACCUGCGUCCUGGCAGGAGAAGCUGCUGCGUGUGUGAAGGUGUCCUGACUCGCGGCGCCGCCAUGGUCAUUGAGGCCCUUAGUCUCUGCUUCCAUUUUGCUUGUUUCCAGUGUGUGGGCUGCCAACAGUAUCUUGGAAAAAUCCAGAAAGGAGUCCAGGUCCGUGUUCGAGACAAGAAGCCGUACUGUGAGACCUGCUAUUUCAAGCUUAAGUCCAGCAGUUCCACAUCGGUGUGAGCAGGACAAGACCAGUAAGGUAAUGAACGGACCCUGAGAACUGGAGCAACACACUUUGUGCAAAGUUACUGACAUUCAAUUUUAUCUAUUUGGAUUUAAUACACAGAAUAAAGAAAUACGUCCUUUUA